AUGGACAUCUAUUCAUCCAAAUUAUCACCUGCUGUUGACAUCGGUGCAGGGAUAUUUCUUUUUAUCAUAGCUGUGCUGUCCUUCGUGGGGAACCUGUUGGUCCUCAUCAUGGCCUUUAGGAGGUCAUCCAGUAUGAAGCCACCAGAGAUGCUGAGUGUCAACCUGGCGGUGACAGACUUGGGAGCCGCUGUCACUAUGUACCCCCUGGCUGUGGCCUCGGCAUGGAACCACCACUGGCUGGGGAGCGAUGCCAGCUGUGUCUACUACGCCUUCAUGGGCUUCUUCUUUGGCACGGCCAGCGCCAUGACCCUGACGGUCAUGGCUAUGGUGCGCUUCAUGGUGUCCCUCAGCCUGCAGUCUCCUAAGGAGAAGAUCAGUCAGAGGAAUGUAAAGCUACUGUGUCUGUGGUGCUGGCUGUAUGCCCUGCUCUGGGCCCUCCUGCCCCUGCUGGGCUGGGGGAAAUACGGACCCGAGCCCUUUGGUCUGUCCUGCACCCUGUCCUGGUUGGAGAUGAAAGACCAGGGCUUCUCCUUCAUCAUCGCUAUUUUUACCUGCAAUCUGCUGCUCCCCUCCAUUGUCAUCACAGGUUGCUACUCUGUCAUUGCCCUCAAGCUUCACAUCACCUACAAAUCCAUCGAGAACAUCAACCAGGUCCCCAACAUUGUGAAGAUGAACAGAAGACUCAUGUUGAUUGCUGUGCUGAUCAGUGCUGGAUUCAUCGGCUGCUGGACACCCUAUGGGAUUGUCAACCUCUGGUCCGUUUUUAACGACGGUUCGUCCAUUUCUCCGGGCCUGUCCAUGUUGCCCUGCCUGUUUGCCAAGACCUCCACCGUCUACAACCCUUUCAUCUACUACACCUUCAGCAAGAGCUUCAAGAAGGAGGUGAAGCAACUGUGCUUCACCUCGGUCUGUACCAAGAUCUAUAGGCGCUCCAACGUGGGUAACAUGACCGACGCCUGCGACGUGUCACAGGAUCAAGCGGACCAUGGCGCCUACACGGUGUGUGAGAGGUCCAAGGUGCCCGUUGAGUGCAUAAGGAUGUGUACCAGGGACACCAGAGACAUACCUGAACUCCUGGAACUGUCAGCAGCAACCGUGUGUCCGCUCGCCUCGCAGUGA
Messenger RNA from Hypomesus transpacificus, 1119 nucleotides. RefSeq names its product opsin 8, group member b (gene opn8b). Gene Ontology annotation, cellular component: membrane. Gene Ontology annotation, biological process: visual perception; G protein-coupled receptor signaling pathway. The transcript has 4 exons. Gene Ontology annotation, molecular function: G protein-coupled receptor activity. The record is from RefSeq and is a predicted model, not a curated record. Bases 1 to 1119 code for a protein of 372 amino acids. NCBI's taxonomy places the organism in Eukaryota, Metazoa, Chordata, Actinopteri, Osmeriformes, Osmeridae.